Acanthisitta chloris (rifleman) is the source of this 1506-nucleotide messenger RNA. RefSeq names its product malate dehydrogenase 1B, NAD (soluble) (gene MDH1B). The record is from RefSeq and is a predicted model, not a curated record. Gene Ontology annotation, biological process: oxaloacetate metabolic process; tricarboxylic acid cycle; malate metabolic process. Gene Ontology annotation, molecular function: L-malate dehydrogenase (NAD+) activity. The transcript has 9 exons. Lineage: Eukaryota; Metazoa; Chordata; Aves; Passeriformes; Acanthisittidae. The annotation marks the transcript as partial.
CUCGGCGCCACCAUCCCACCCCUUUGCGCUCUUGUUGCUGUGUUCGCAGGCAGAGCAAACUGCCCUCGCUAUGCCCAAGCAGAACAGCUGGCUGACUACCUGCAGGCUAACCUGCCAUACUUCAGGGUUCGCAAGGUCACUCAGCAGCCUGAGGAGUGGGAGCAGUGGCUUCAUGACAUUUGUGAAGUGAAUGGAUGGGAACACAGAGAGUCUCCCAUUGUUUGGAGAGAGCUGUUGGACCAUGGAGGGAAGGUUGUGCUUCUGGGAGGAGUUAAAGAGUUUCUGGAAUAUGCUCAGCAAUAUUAUGGCAUCACUUCAGUGAUGUUGAGUGAGGAAAUGUUAGACAUUGCUGAGGAGAACCUGCAGGCACAUCUUGAACUUGUAAAAGAAGAGGAAGAGAUUAAAAGCCAUAUCAAGCCUUUGCAGAUCUGGAUCACCAGUGCCUCAGCUCCAAUCUGUUAUCAGCUGAUCCCUCUGCUGGCGAAUGGAGAAGUGUUUGGGAUGACCACAGAAAUCAGUAUCCAUUUGCUUGACAGUGACGAGUUUAAGGAAGUUCUUUGCAGUGUUGUGAUGGAAGCUGAAGACAUGGCAUUGCCCCUGCUCCGCAGUGUUUCGGAGCACACUGACAUAGAUGAGGCUUUUCUUGACGCCGAUAUUAUCAUUGUUCUUGAUGAUGUCCUCUUAAACCUGGAAGUCCAAUCCCUUGAGAACUACAUCAGAGAAAUGAGUGAGAUCUGUCAAGUGUAUGCUCCCUUGAUUGAGAAGAAUGCCAAGAGUGAGGUCAGAAUAGUUUCAUCAGGAAAAACCUUUGUAAACCUUAAGGCAAUGAUGAUUAUGACAUACGGCCUAUCCAUUAAGCCUGAAAAUGUCAUUGCUGUUGCGACCUCCUGGGAAAGUGCAGCUAAAGCCAUGCUGGCCAGGAAGCUGAAUAUGAACACAGCAGGAGUUAAAGAUGUGAUUGUUUGGGGCAAUAUUAGUGGCUCUAACUACAUCGAUUUGUCUCAUGCAAAGCUUUAUGGCUAUGACUCUGCUAUUUGGGGCCCAGCUAAUUUUGCACGUCCGUUGUUGAAUAUGCUUUAUGAUAGUGAAUGGAUUCAUUCAGAAUUUGGAUCUGCACAGAGUUCCCUGAGUUCCCGGGUCCAUCGCUGUACAGGAGUGUUGCCUGCCCAUGCAGUAGCCACUGUACUGCAGUACUGGUGUCACAGCUCUCCUCCUGGGGAGAUCAUUUCUGUGGGAAUACUUAGUCAAGGUCAGUUUUGCAUUCCUGAAAGAAUUGUAUUUUCUAUGCCAGUGAGGUUCCAGAAUGGCAAAUGGGAAGUCAUGAAAGAACUAGAAAUUAAUGAGGCAACCCAAGAAGUUCUGGGACGCUUAGCCCAUGAGCUGACUCAGGAAAAGCUUGUUGCACUAAGAGAAAUCAAAGAAAUAAAUCCAUAUGGAGCUGACAAAAUCACUAGUGAAACACAGAUGCAUCAAGAGAUGGAAACCUUGCCUGCUGGGUCACUUUAG